Ostrinia nubilalis (European corn borer) is the source of this 1734-nucleotide messenger RNA. RefSeq names its product potential E3 ubiquitin-protein ligase ariadne-2 (gene ari-2). The coding region runs from base 115 to 1578 and encodes 487 amino acids. Gene Ontology annotation, cellular component: ubiquitin ligase complex; cytoplasm. The transcript has 9 exons. The record is from RefSeq and is a predicted model, not a curated record. Gene Ontology annotation, molecular function: zinc ion binding; ubiquitin conjugating enzyme binding; ubiquitin protein ligase activity. NCBI's taxonomy places the organism in Eukaryota, Metazoa, Arthropoda, Insecta, Lepidoptera, Crambidae. Gene Ontology annotation, biological process: ubiquitin-dependent protein catabolic process; protein polyubiquitination; positive regulation of proteasomal ubiquitin-dependent protein catabolic process.
AUAAAAUUGACUUUAGUAGUUUUUCUAAUUGCAUCGCAAACUCAUUAGCGUUUUAUUAUUUACAAAACAAUGUGCAAUAAUAUUAGCAUUUUUCAAUCGAACUAACCAAACAAAAUGUCUGCUGAAUCUGAUAUGGAAUAUUCUGACAACGAUGGCGAUGACUACGACUAUUAUGGCGAACAGGACGAUUGUGAUAUGGAAGCAGUGGAUCGUAGUAAAUCGGAUCCUGAAUAUUUUAUAUAUUCCUGUCUCAAAGUGGAAGAGGUAGAAAAGCUGUUAAAUGAAUCGAUUGAAUUGCUCAGCAACAGCCUUCAAGUUACGCCUUCACUUGCCAAGGUAAUGCUACAUGCAUAUGAAUGGAAUGCUCAAGAGAUAAUAAAUAAGUAUAAGGAAAAUGCGAACGAAGUGUUGGUUUAUAGUCGUGUGAAGCCCCGUGUGGCCUCGCUGCUGCAGGCCAGCGCAAGUCGUGCUGUCUGCGCCGUGUGUGCGAACACUCCUCCUAUUCAUAAAUACAGUGCUUUAGCUUGUGGACAUUAUUUUUGCAAUGACUGUUGGGCUAUGCACUUUGAAGUACAAAUUAUGCAAGGUGUGUCAAAUACCAUACAGUGUAUGGCUCAAGAUUGUGAAGUACGGGCUCCUGAAGACUUUGUUAUAUCUCAUGUUCCAAAAUCAACACUGCGUGAACGCUAUCAACAAUUUAUGUUUAAGGAUCAUGUGAAAUCUCAUCCACAACUAAGAUUUUGUCCAGGACCUAAUUGUCAGUGGAUUUUCCGUGCGUGGGUGCGUGAAGGUGCUCGCCGUGUAGAAUGUCGUGGCUGUGAACUGCUGACAUGUUUUUCAUGUGGAGCUCCUCAUCAUGCUCCUACUGAUUGCUCUACGAUCAGACGUUGGCUGACCAAAUGUGCUGAUGAUUCAGAGACUGCUAACUAUAUCAGUGCUCACACCAAGGACUGCCCUAAAUGUCAGAUUUGCAUAGAAAAAAAUGGUGGCUGUAAUCAUAUGCAAUGUGGAGCUUGUAGAUUCGACUUCUGCUGGGUUUGUUUGGGUGAUUGGAAGGCGCAUGGCUCGGAAUAUUAUGAAUGCAGUCGUUAUAAAGAAGACCCUAAUUUGGCCAAUGAUAGUCAACAUGCUCAAGCACGAGAAGCUCUUAAAAAAUAUUUACAUUACUAUGAGAGAUGGGAAAAUCAUGCUCGAUCUUUGAAAUUGGAAGAGCAGACUUUAGCUAGUCUCAAAAGUCGCAUUAAUCAAAAGGUUAUGGCAGGAGAGGGUACUUGGAUUGACUGGCAGUACCUAUGGGACUCCGCUAGGCUCUUGAAACGCUGUCGCUACACCCUCCAAUAUACUUACCCAUUUGCAUAUUAUAUGGAAGUUGGACCUAGAAAAGAACUGUUUGAAUAUCAACAGGCUCAAUUGGAAGCUGAAAUAGAAAAUUUAUCAUGGAAAGUAGAAAGAGCAGAGACCACUCAUAGAGGAGACUUAGAAAAUCAAAUGGAUAUAGCUGAAAAGAGACGUACAACAUUAUUGAAAGACUUUCUAGAGUUGAAUACAAACUUUGCCUCCAGUAGCAGUAAGGUGUAAAUAACCAGAAAUCUCGAAACCUUAAUAAAACGCAUUUAUAACCAUAACUAAGAACAUCAACCAGCAUGUUGUUUAUGUACUUGUAAAAGCUAGAUUUUUUGUUCUGCCAAAGUAUAUUUAUUAACAUUAAAUUUGCAAUAAAAUAGUGAAUAAUUA